GUACCUUGGCGAUGUGAACGCUGAGAAGGACUCGGAUGCCGUCAUUCUUGCUAUGUGUGGGUUGCUGGGGUAGCGACAGUUGAUCAUCGUCAGCAUCUUAAUCUCUGGUUCGGGUAGACGAAGCCGAUGCUUAGAGUCCCGUCGGGGCGGAACAUUGUGGCUCGCUCGUCGGCCGCCCACCAGCGCAAGCGGUGGAGCAAGACCCCCUUUCACUUGUCCUAUGGUGAGAGGCAGGUCGACUUUGGCCAAAGCGGCGACGGACCAGAAUGCGGAAAAUGCCAAGCGGUAGGUCAGACUGCGGCCGAAGGGGAUGGCGGCUCCUGUGUGUCGUGUAGCGUGUCGUGUAAGCGCAUACCUUUGCACUUUCGUCGAGUCCAGAUUUAGAAUGCGAAACGGGGAAACAACUUACCAUCCUGAUGAAAGAGCCUCCAGAACUGGACAGCAAACUCUCUGGCCUGCUGUCUAUACCUCUCCGCCCUCACGGCAUCCCCGUAGCCAGCAAAGUAGACAUACAGAAUCUGCGCAAACUGCAUGGCGAAACUCCCAGGGUAGUAUUCGGCUUGGGACAUCUCGUCUCCCCACAGGCCGUUGCUGCUCCAGCCUUCGCCGAGGUAGAACGAGUCGAGCAUGGCAAAGUCGUCCACGACCUGUUGCGAGACUUCAUUCUCCGGGAUUCGCCGAGGACUCUGGUCAAGGCGAGGUUCGUGAAUAUGCGGAACCAGCGCCAGUUGUUGGCGGGCAUUUUCUUCCCGUUGAUCCCUCGGAGCCAGGCCACAAGAUGCCGAGGUCCCCGAGGGCCCGCACCACCAUGGCACUGGACCGGAAGUUGAACCUCUUCUCUGUUAGCGUUUAGUUUCAAACCGAGCAAAGAGCAAAUCUCAACUCAGAUUCCCACGUUUGCACUCUUCGCCAACCAAUCUCGCGGCCUCGCCACU
Sodiomyces alkalinus F11 is the source of this 935-nucleotide messenger RNA. RefSeq lists its product as hypothetical. NCBI's taxonomy places the organism in Eukaryota, Fungi, Ascomycota, Sordariomycetes, Glomerellales, Plectosphaerellaceae. The transcript has a single exon. The record is from RefSeq and is a predicted model, not a curated record. The coding region runs from base 311 to 853 and encodes 180 amino acids.